AUGCCAUCCGUGCCCGAGAAGUUGCAGGCGGCAUGGGAGAAGGUGCAGCCGUAUGCCAAGACCGCACUGCACUGGGGCUACAUUCCGGCGAUCAUCGCUGUAGGCAUGCUGUACACCGAGCCGCGUCCGUCAUGGGGCCAGCUCCUGGGGCCGAUGUAA
Chlorella variabilis is the source of this 159-nucleotide messenger RNA. RefSeq lists its product as hypothetical. Bases 1 to 159 code for a protein of 52 amino acids. The record is from RefSeq and is a predicted model, not a curated record. Gene Ontology annotation, cellular component: mitochondrial outer membrane translocase complex. Gene Ontology annotation, biological process: protein import into mitochondrial matrix. The transcript has 2 exons. Lineage: Eukaryota; Viridiplantae; Chlorophyta; Trebouxiophyceae; Chlorellales; Chlorellaceae.